Jatropha curcas is the source of this 823-nucleotide messenger RNA. RefSeq names its product D111/G-patch domain-containing protein. Gene Ontology annotation, molecular function: nucleic acid binding. The record is from RefSeq and is a predicted model, not a curated record. NCBI's taxonomy places the organism in Eukaryota, Viridiplantae, Streptophyta, Magnoliopsida, Malpighiales, Euphorbiaceae.
GAGUCUGUCCAAGGCCCAAGUCCAGAUCCCACAAAUUUUUCUCUAUUAAUUUAAGUUUAACCGACAUGUCUAUCUUCCAAUUUUUGUAAAAGAAAAAUCCGUUUCCUUGAAGAAUUUGUUUAGGGUUCUAAUUGGGAAGUAAUUGGUCUGUGUUCUGGGGAGCAUCAUUCAUGGGAGAGGAAUUAUUGGGUUCAUGCCACUCUACGAUAGCAAUUGAUUCCUCAAAUAUAGGCUUUCAGCUCCUGAAGAAGCAUGGGUGGAAAGAAGGUACAGGUCUUGGAGUUUCUGAGCAGGGGAGGUUGGAGCCGGUACAAGCGUAUCUGAAGAAUAAUAAACGAGGCGUAGGAGCAGAUAAAGCAAAGAAGAAGACUCCCAAGCCUCUUGAAUCUUCUACCUCCAAGAAUAAUGGGAAGUUUCAGGAACAGCCACUUCCAAAAAAGUUGAAAGCAGUUUCUAAGAAACAAAGGAAGAUGCAGGAGUUGGAAAAGCAUCUACUAGAAAAGGAAUUUGAGAGAGCCUUUUUCCGGGAGUUUUGGCCAGAUAAUGUUUGAUAUGGGGAAUACAUCAUCUGUUCUACCUUCUGUUUUGUUACCACUUGAAGUUGAAUUAGAUAGUCGACUAUGUACAGUUGAGAAAUUCUUUACGCCAACUCAAGGUGCUUGUCAUUUGUAAUUCAGAUUUUAAAAUUGUAUUCAGAAUAUUGAAAAGACUGAAAAAAUGUGUAUGCCUUGAACUCAAUUUUCUCUCCAUGGCUGGUGGCUUUUGUUCUUUCUAUUUUUCAGUGUUUCAUAAACAAGGAAUGAUAAUCAACUGUAACUUCCGA